AUGGAGUAUUUCGUCGUCGAGAGAAAUAUUACUGUUGUUCCAAUUCUGAAAACCAUUGGCUUAGGCCUUGGUGUUUUAAUCUGGGCUGCAUUUAAUCUCCUGAUGGGAUGGGCAAGUUCUAGAUUUGGUUGGUUUGGCAUUGACCCUGAAGAAGUGGCAAAACCUUGGUUAAACUACCUUGGAGCGGCUCUGUCUUUCAUGAGUGCCAUCAUAUUCUUCUUUGUCAAGAGUGAUGUAAAUACAAGAAACUAUUCUGAAUCAACACUUCCGCUACUAAUUGACAGUAAUAUAAAUACUAGUGAAGAAAUGAUCUUGUCAGAUGAAUCCUGGGUAGACAAACUUAGUCCUCUAAAGAAAAGACUUGUAGGCUCAUUCCUUGCAGUGACUGCAGGGUUAUUGUAUGGUUCUAGCUUUGUGCCAGUGAUUUAUAUCAAGAACCAAGCUCUGAAGAAUGAAACAGAAUAUAAAAAUGCAAGCCAGUUUGAUCUAGACUAUGUUUUUGCACACUUUAGUGGCAUUUUUCUCACGAGUACAGUCUACUUUGUGAUCUAUUGUGCAAUAAUGAAGAACAAGCCAAAACUUUACCCAAAAGUAGUACUGCCAGGCUUUGUUUCAGGUGUGAUGUGGGCUGUUGCAAACUGCUGCUGGUUCCUGGCCAACGACUUCCUCAGUGCAGUUGUUAGUUUUCCAAUAAUCACCGCUGUACCUGGUUUCAUUGCUGCUUUAUGGGGGGUGCUUGUCUUCAAAGAAAUAAAAGGACUCCAGAACUAUGUUAUUCUUAGCAUAGCAUUCUGCACUGUAUCAGCCGGAGCAUUAACAACUGCAUUUUCCAAGGUGUAAUUAAUUGUAGUUGCAGAGAAUGAACCAGAAGAUGGCAUCAUUUUGAAAUUGGUUGCUUUUAGUUGGAACAGUUUGGAUCAAAGUUCUGCUUUUGAUGUUACCACAGUCUCAGGCACUGUGCAGUGCCUUUCAACAGCUUUUUGUACAGCUUCCUGGAGAAGUAAGCCACGAAGUUGCAAAAUUUUUGAUUUAAAUCCUUUUUAUGAGUCUGUAAUUGUUUUUUAAUUGUGAAAUGUUUACUGACCUUAGUACUGUUGUUCUCAUUCAGAAAUACUUAAAUAUUGCCUGAGGUGCUUUACUUGGGAUCAAAGUUACUACAAAUAAGAAUUUCUAAUUAAUAAAACAUUGUAGUGUAGCUUAUUAAAUAUUUCAUUCAGUAACAGACCAAACAAGGACACCAGGAAGUGAUUAAUACUAGUUAAAAAUUAAUAACUGAUUCUUCCUUUGUUCUUUGGCAGAAUUCUCAUUUCUGAGCUUGAAGUUGUAGGUUCAAGUCCCAUUCAGACAUUUGAGCACGUAAAAUUGGAAUGGCACUCUAGUGCAGUAUUGAAAGUGUACAGGCACUGCCUUGAGUUCCUCCUCUCUACUGACGAACAUGUAGUGAUCAAUAAGACCCCUGUAAUACAUUAUCUAUCAUUAUUGCAUUGAGCGCAAUAUGUGAACGUACAAACAUGCAGGUGGAGUCUCCAUGGUUCUCAGACUAUAAGUAAAUGCAAGUUCAUUCUUUUAAUUAGCACAAAACAAAAUACAAAAUUUCACUAUCUAUACGUGUGAGACUGGAAAAGCACAGCAGGUCAGACAGCAUCUGAGGAGCAAGUAAGUCCACGUUUCAGGCCAAAACCCUUCAUCAGGACUUUAAAUUUCACUGUCUUUUGCCAAAAUUGGACAGUACACUAACUAUACCAUUGGCUCAACCACUCAUUGAACGCCAAAUAUGACCGAACUAUAUUGAACACUGUCGAUCCCUUUUUGCCACUAUCUUCAUUGGAACUGGACUUUUUUCAAACUCAGACUUGUAGUUCACCCUGAGCUGAACACCCAACCUUGUAUCCUCUACUACCUCUACUUCAAGAAUAAAAUAGUAUCUCCCUUGCUUCUGUUACUGAAGCUCUUACUUGUUUACUUCUCACCCCCAGAGUCAACUACAGGAAGUUCUCACAUGGUUGAGAUCCCAUGCCCUUAGUUAAAAUACUGCAUCACUUGUAUUUGAAAUGCUAAAUUCAUACAUUGGCAAAUGAAAUAGCUAUUAAAAUAAAACUUUAAUUAUUAAAGACAAAAUUAACCUCCUACUUACAGUGCAUCAUGUUGUCCCUCCAAAAGUGGAGCCUGGGUCUACAGUGGAGUCCUUUGUUCAUAGUCAGCUACAGGAUCUGUGGAACCAUCGCUUGAAUCAUAGAAUCAUAGGGAUCUAUAGCAUAGAAAAAGGCCCUUCAUUCCAUCAUUUCUGCACCAGUCAAAAACAGCCAUCUAACUAUUUUCAAUCACUUGGCCCAUGGCUUAGUAUGCCUUGGCAUCACACAGGCACACUUAAAUGUGAUAAGGGGUUCUGCCUCUACCACCGUGUCAGGCAGUGAGUUCUAGAUUCCUACCACCCUCUGGGUGAAAAUGUUUUUCCUCAUAUCUUCUCUUAACUCUGCCCCUCACCUUAAAUCUAUACCCCUGACCCCUCCAUAAAGUUUCUUCCUGUCCAUCCUCUCCAUGCUCCUUGGAUUUCUAUACAUCGCAAUCAUGUCCCCUCUCAAUUUACUCUGCUCUAGAAAAAAAGACAACCCCAGUUUGUGCAGUUUCUUUCCAUAACUGAAACUGUCCGGCCCAUGCAACAUCUGGAUAAAUGUGCUCUCCACUCUAUCAGAUCCCUCUUAUUAUGUGGAUUCCAGAGCUGCAUAUGAUACUUCAGCUAGGGCCUAACCAACAUUUUAUACAGGUCCAGCAUAAUCUUAAACUCUGUACCUCAAUUAAUAAAGGCUAAAUACCUUCUUAACCACUUAACCACCUGUCUUGGCACAUAAAGGGACCUGUGUACAUGUUAUAUAAUGAUAUAUCAUUUAUAUAUAUAUAAUGAUCCUCAGUGGUCCCCAGAGUCCUACAGUUAAUCAUGUAUUCCCUUGCCUUGUUUGUCCUGACCAUGUCUGGUGGUUUUUUGGGGUUGCAACAUUCCCUCUAUCUGGCUGCCACAGUCUCUGGGUUCCGUUUGGGCAUCUCCUUGAUGAAGGUGAUCAUCUUGGCUAGCUGUGGGGCUUUCCUCCUGCUGACUCGGGGCCUGAUGGAUGGGGGCUCUCUGAUGUAGACUUUAGUAGUACAGCAUAGGAUGAUGUGAGAUGGUGGAGCACUGGAUGCUUCAGGUUAGAGCGUGGGAGCAGUUGUACCAAAAUGGUAGCAAUCAGGUCAGUGACUAUAGUAAACAACAUUAGUACAAACCUUGUGAAGGCGAACGAGAUUUCAAGCCUCAGUAACUUACUAAUGUGAAGCAAUACAGCACUAAACAGAGAAAUAUUAAACAAGAACUUCCUGUACUCCAUACUGUCUUGCCAAGCCUCCAGAUUCCAUAAAUUUCAACUAAUGCAAAAUUUCACGACCUGUAUCUAAUUUCUGCUUCAAGUCCUUCUCAUAAAUCACUUGAUUACUCACUAAGCUACAUUGAUUCCUAAUUCGCCAUGAUUCAAAUUCAAAAUUCUUUAUGCUUCAUUAUUAGCAUCUAUUGAUUUUUGUUCCUUAUAUCCUCCAUAAACACUGCUUAUUUCACUGAGCAUCAAUUCCUGUGUGAUUAUAUUUCUGUGUAGUGUCUUUUUAAUAUAUAAUGUGUAAAACAUUAUAAUUAAUGUGCUAAUCAUUCUAAUUGAUUAAAUGCGGGACAAUUUAGGGUGAUUUUGUAGUGAGUAAUCUCUAAAGAUUAUUUAAAAUUGUUUUUGGAAUAAUGUGAUUAUUUUCUGUUUCAAAAUAUCAUUUCUCUUCCUGUUGGCUUAAGCAGGCAUACAUUGUAUAAAUAGGAAGUACAGAUCAAUUGCAAAUAAUGAGAAUUAUUUACUCUUGGGAGAAACGUUCACAUCUUCCCACUGGAUUUUAACGCACACAAUUGAGCUACCUGCUUAGAACAUUUUCUCAUUCAACAAAGUCCCAAUUAAAAAUAGGGUGACCUUGAGCUUCAUUCCCUACCAAUCCAAAUCAGAAAUUCAUGUAUUGCCCAGGGAUUACUAAUUAUUCAUUUUGCUGGUUAUAAAAUGGUAGGCAACAUCCAUGUUUCUGAUGUGUGCAACUGACAGUAUGGCUGAAUAUGUUUCAUGUUUUGCUGUAUGUAAUGCUUAAAAGCAAACUUUCUUCUAAUUCAGUGUACCGUCUAUUUCAGCUACAAUGAAGAGUCAUCUAGACUCAAAACGUUAGCUUACUGUCUCUCCACGGAUGCUGUCUGACUUGCUGUUUUCUCCAGCAUUUGUUUUCAGUUCAUCAAAGUUAGCACUUGGAUUGAGCAUGGAUUUGAAAAUUUCACAACUUUCAAAUCAAUUUAUGACAGCACAGAUAUAAAUAUUGAGACAUCUCAUUGAAUGGGUCAUGUUGACCUGAACCAGUUGGAAGCACAAAGGGACAGGAGAGUCAGAUGUCUGAAAUUAUAAAGUGGGAUUAAGUCUAUCAUUAAAAGUCGAGAUUCUGUAAUGUAAAUUAGCCAGAUAGAGAUUAUGACUGUGAUCUACUAUGGUGAAUUAUUGAUACUAAAUUUGUGAAGUAAAGAUUAAAAAAUUAAAAUAACGUUUAAGAAGUGCACAGCGUGAUAAGCAGUAGAAGAGAUUAAUUCUUCCAGAGUUCAAUUAAGUGUUUUCUACAUUCCAGUUUUGCAGUUUUGUCUUUUUAUUGCCAACAGAAAGUGAAAUGAUAAUGUUCGUAUAAUUCAAAGUGUUCACAGAAAACAAAAUGUCACCGCAGAAUACUGAAAUGAUGCAGUUUGCAUUCCUUUUCUAAUUAAAAACUUAAUUGUUCUACACCAAAA
Molecule: messenger RNA, 4819 nt
Organism: Rhincodon typus (whale shark)
Lineage: Eukaryota; Metazoa; Chordata; Chondrichthyes; Orectolobiformes; Rhincodontidae
Gene: tmem144a
Product: transmembrane protein 144a
Exons: 10
Coding region: 1-840 (279 amino acids)
Biological process (GO): carbohydrate transmembrane transport
Cellular component (GO): membrane
Molecular function (GO): carbohydrate transmembrane transporter activity
Source: RefSeq, a predicted model, not a curated record